AUGAGUAGCAGGGCCUUGAAAAAAAUAUACAGGGAUGAAUUAACGCCCAGUCCUAAUCCAGACUCCGGUAUGGACCGUGAUGGGAAAGGUGAAGAAGAGGAAGAGGAAGUUGAGGAUGAAGAAGAAGAAGAAAUGGAAGAAAAAACGGCCAAGCCUGGUCAGACCAAUCCCUAUGCGUUAUUGAAUGCCGACAAUGAAGACGACAAUGAAGACGACAACGAGGCCGACGACAGUACUAGUGAAGUGGAAGACAACGAGCAGCAGAAAAGUCCUAUGAUGUUUCCGGACGAUACAAAUAAAGAAGGAAUUAGAUCUUCUGCCGCUGCUGGAGCUAAGAAGAAGACGAAAAAGAAGAAGAGUAAAAACAAAAACAACCUUGCCAAAAAAGCAGAGCUUGGGAAAGAAGUAGACAUUGAUGGGUUAAUUUCGGAUAUUGAGCAACGAACUGAUAAGAUGGAGACUCUUCCGACGUAUAUAAAAUUUUUCCGUCUGGAUCCCCGAGAAUUGGACUACGAGCAAGAGUUUAGAAAGCUAUUCGGCAAACAAGCUCUCAAGGAAUCGCAGUCACAAGCCAGUGGAAGCAAUCCUAUGAGAGAUAUGACUAGGAGUUCGGCUAGUACUGCCAAGUUACUCAAGUCUUGGGGUGGCCGCGAUGGUCGCACAUUUCCAGGUAGUACUAGAAAACUUGUACUUGGAAAGAUCAAAGAGCAUCAUGUUCCUACUCUAAAGAGGGAUAUUCUUAUGGAAGAGUUGAAAAAAUCCGAAACUUCUGAUUUGGUAUCUCUAUUCAAGUUCACGCACAGUAGGGAUUAUCAGGAAGCACAGAUGAUUUUCGAGUACACACGAUCAUUAGGCGAUAUCCAAACAACAGUGCAGCAGGUAUUAUCAAAGGUAUCUUAUCAUGUGCCUACACUUUUGGUGCUAGCAGACAACCGGACUCAAACAGGAAAUCUGAGUGAAGCAGCAGACUUCUUAGAGCAAGCACUUUUAACUUUCGACCGCGGGGUGAAGUCAAAUUUCAGCUUCAGUUCGGGACAAUGUAGGCUCCCGUUCAAAUAUUUCGAAAAUCGAACAUUCUAUUUGGUUGUCUUUGAGUACAUAAAAACGUUGAUGAAGAGGGGUACAUGGGCUACAGCGUUUGCCUACACGAAACUGCUCUGGGGUUUGGACCCCGAAGAGGACCCAUAUGGCGCCGGGUUGAUGAUUGACUUCUUCGCUAUGAGUGCUGGAAACUAUUCGUAUUUGAUUGAACUUGCGGAUGAGCCGUUCUUUAACAGACCUGGAACAAUCUAUUCCAGUCGACCGAAUAUACUGUUUUCUAAAGCAAUUGCACACUAUUGUCAGACAAAAGGAAGGCAUACUGAGACAAGUUCGAAAUAUCUACAUGAGGCAGUUUCAAAAUAUCCAUGGGUUGCUGCAGAUAUUUUGGGCUACCAUACUCCAGAAGAGGAAGCAUACAACUACGAUGGCCUUUUUGAGAACUCGGUAAUCUCAAAUGCCACCUCAGAGAACGUAGACCGGCUUGCGCCAGGCCCCGAACAGGCAAUCUACAGUAGUUUAUAUGCUACUCAAAUGAAAGGUUUUUGGGAUUCUCCUGAAACACGCAGGUGGCUCCAGGAAGUCUGCAAGUCAGUGACAGCUCUUCAACCCAUUAAGCAGCCAUAUGGAAUCUCCCUUUCUAUUGUGCGUUACGUCAUGCUUUCCCAGCAAACUCAGACUUUUAAAUACAUUCCCCCGGAGAUACUUGAGGGCGAAAUGUGGGCCGACGAUCCAUUCCCUCCGGCUGAUAAUCUAUCUCCAUAUCCUGAACGGUCUAACCAGCAUUUCAACGUAUGA
This is a messenger RNA of Sugiyamaella lignohabitans, 1836 nucleotides long. RefSeq names its product Rqc1p (gene RQC1). The record is from RefSeq and is a predicted model, not a curated record. Gene Ontology annotation, biological process: ribosome-associated ubiquitin-dependent protein catabolic process; rescue of stalled cytosolic ribosome. The coding region runs from base 1 to 1836 and encodes 611 amino acids. Lineage: Eukaryota; Fungi; Ascomycota; Dipodascomycetes; Dipodascales; Trichomonascaceae. The transcript has a single exon. Gene Ontology annotation, cellular component: RQC complex.